AUAUUUGUUUGACUUGUUUUGGAGUAUCUUAAACGUCCUUGUAACUCUGUUUUUCUACAUAUUCUCCCAACGCCAAAUUUCAUUCCAUCUUUCUCUGCUCUUUCUUCACUUCAACCCUCCUUUCUCUUCAUUUUUCUAUUCACACCCCUUUCCUAACCUCAAAAUGAAGAAAGUGGUGGUGAAGUUGGAUUUGCAUGAUGACAAAGCAAAACAAAAAGCCAUGAAAUCAGUUUCUAGCAUUUCAGGCAUUGAUUCAAUCGCCAUGGACAUGAAAGAGAAGAAGCUGACAGUAGUUGGUGACAUAGACCCUGUGGAAGUUGUGAGCAAAUUGAGAAAAUGGCACACUGAAAUUUUAACAGUGGGGCCGGCGAAGGAGGCGGAGAAGAAAAAAGACGAUGGAAAAAAAGAUGAUAACAAGAAGAAAGAAGACGAGAAGAAGAAAGAUCCAAAUGAACAGAUUGCUGAGCUUGUGAAGCAAUAUAGAGCAUAUAAUCCUUACAUGACGACAUAUUAUCAUGUUCAGAGUGUUGAAGAGAAUCCAAAUGCUUGUGUUAUUUGUUGAGUAUUAUAAUGGUUUGAGAGAGACAUGGAAUUGAGUUGGAAAAAGUCAGGAAUGUUUGCUUGUAAAUUAUGAAUUUGGUUGAUGUAUUAUUAUUAUAAUUUUUAUGAGAUUGAGACAUAAAGAGGA
Molecule: messenger RNA, 688 nt
Organism: Lathyrus oleraceus (garden pea)
Lineage: Eukaryota; Viridiplantae; Streptophyta; Magnoliopsida; Fabales; Fabaceae
Product: heavy metal-associated isoprenylated plant protein 39
Exons: 3
Coding region: 164-562 (132 amino acids)
Molecular function (GO): metal ion binding
Source: RefSeq, a predicted model, not a curated record